This is a messenger RNA of Drosophila simulans, 1969 nucleotides long. RefSeq names its product dnaJ homolog subfamily B member 12. Gene Ontology annotation, molecular function: Hsp70 protein binding. The transcript is spliced from 6 exons. NCBI's taxonomy places the organism in Eukaryota, Metazoa, Arthropoda, Insecta, Diptera, Drosophilidae. The coding region runs from base 327 to 1439 and encodes 370 amino acids. Gene Ontology annotation, biological process: cellular response to misfolded protein. The record is from RefSeq and is a predicted model, not a curated record. Gene Ontology annotation, cellular component: endoplasmic reticulum membrane.
CCCUGUUGGUGUUUUUUUCUAGACUGUGUGGCAACUCCCUUGUUUUUCUCGGCUGACGAAAAAUUUGACCGAAAUAAAUCAAUUAAAUUGAAAGUGUCGUGAAAAGCAAAUUCACAGUGAAAAAGGUGCAAGGUGUCAGGCUAAAAAAGCCGUGCUUUACAAGGCUUUUCGAGCCCAGAACCCAGCAGGCGUACGUGUGUGUGUUGGUGCGUAGCCCAUAGACGUCACACGCUCACGCACACAAAUAAAGAGAGCGGAGCCUCACUAUUUACUUUGAUCACCACGUAGUUAACUAGCUAAUACUAGUGAUUACGCACUAAGGCGCCAUGGACGGAAACAAGGACGAGGCCCAGCGGUGCAUCGACCUCGCGGUCCAAGCGCUCACCGCGGGCAAAAUCGAAAAGGCCGAGAAGUUCCUUCUCAAGGCGGAGAGGCUCUUUCCCACGGAGAAUGCCAAAAGGCUGCUUGCCCAAGUGAAGAGCACUUCGAGCAACGGAAGCAAUGGCAAAUCCCGUACAGCGGCUGCCAGCGAUGAGAAGGACAGCGGGCCGAGGAAACGUGUGAACUCUGAUUCCCGCUCCAGUGCCCCAGAUUACACCAAUGAUCAGUUGGAGGCUGUGCGAAAGAUCAAAACCUGUAAGGACUACUACGAAGUGCUGGGCGUGAGCAAGACGGCCACUGACUCGGAGAUCAAAAAGGCCUACAAGAAGCUGGCUCUGCAAUUGCAUCCUGACAAGAAUAAGGCUCCUGGGUCCGUGGAGGCUUUCAAGGCUCUCGGCAAUGCUGCUGGCGUACUUACGGAUGCCGAAAAGCGCAAGAACUACGACCUGUAUGGCAUCAAUGAGUCGCACAAUGGUCACGGCAACAACGGUGGCGGACACCAUGGUCACGGUCAGUACUACAACAACGAGUAUGGAUAUUCGCGUGGAUUCCAGGCUGACAUCAGUGCCGAGGAGCUGUUCAAUAUGUUCUUCAACGGCGGAUUCCCACAGCAGAAUGUCUACAUGCGGCAGCAGCGACGUCGUCAGCAGGCUCGCGAGGAUCGAGAAGGUAACAACUCUUCGGCCUUGGUCAACUUGCUGCCCAUCUUGCUGCUCAUUGGACUCUCCAUGAUGUCGUCCUUCUUCAUCUCGGACCCAAUGUACAGCUUGACGCCCUCUCAUAAAUAUUCGGUGAAGCGUGAGACAAACUCCCUGAAGGUACCAUACUACGUAAAGGACAACUUCUAUUCAGAAUACCAGGGAUCCGUGGCCCGAUUAGAGGAAUCCGUGGAAGAGGACUUCGUGAAUCAUCUAAAACACUCCUGCAGUCGAGAGCGGAAUUAUCGCGACUCAAUGCUGGCCAAGGCGCGUACCUUUGGCGAUCGGGACCUGUACAGAAAGGCGCAGAACAUCAACACGCCGUCGUGCGAGAAUCUGCAAAAGUAUUUAAUCACAUAAAUUAGUUAAUGCUAUCACACGAAAAGCUAAUCCUCAAAUCCACCAUUUUAAACCUUAACUGGGUUGUAGUUACUACAUACUUUGCUUUAGUUGUUAUAAAUGAAUUUCAUUGUCUAUUUUGUUUCAUAAUUUAUAUGUCUAUUUAAAUACCUACCCUCUCUCCCCCACACAAAACGAACCGGAAACGGAAACGCAUAGAGCUGCUAUGAGGCAUCAGAUUUUCCCUAAUAACGUUUGGUAGCACGAUCCAUCGAUCGGCAUUUUCAUUUCCAUAGAAAGCAAUCGGCAAUAUGUGAAAGCGAAGCAAACGCAACUGCCAAAAAGUCAUAUUUACGAGUAUAAGUGGGCGGCUGAGACGAAGGACUCUUGUUUUUUCAUUUAGCAAUCGGAUAACUAUAAACAUAAAUUAUACACGGAUACGCAUGAUCACAUAUUGAUAGUCAAAUUGUCAACGGUUUUUUCUUAAGGACACGAACGCAUGGGCAGUGGCGAUACUCUGAAUAAAAUUGCAAGUUAUUAUAAAUCCAAAA